AUGAAGUUGGGCAAAGUGGAGUUUUGCCAUUUUCUUCAGAUACUAGCUCUUUUCCUGUGUCUUUCUGGGAUGAAUCAAGCAGAGCUCACAAGGUCCAGGUCAAAGCCCUAUUUUCAAGCAGGGAGGACGAGAACCAAACGCAGCUGGGUGUGGAAUCAAUUCUUUGUGCUGGAAGAAUACAUGGGUACAGACCCACUCUAUGUAGGAAAGCUUCACUCUGAUGUUGAUAAAGGAGAUGGUUCCAUCAAAUACAUCUUGUCAGGCGAAGGGGCAAGUUCAAUUUUCAUUAUUGAUGAGAACACGGGGGAUAUUCAUGCUACAAAGAGGCUGGAUCGAGAAGAGCAGGCCUACUACACGCUCCGAGCACAAGCACUAGAUAGGCUGACUAAUAAACCCGUGGAGCCAGAGUCUGAGUUCGUCAUUAAGAUUCAGGACAUCAAUGACAAUGAGCCAAAAUUUCUGGAUGGUCCCUACACUGCUGGAGUUCCUGAGAUGUCUCCUGUGGGUACCUCUGUGGUUCAAGUGACAGCCACUGAUGCAGAUGAUCCUACUUAUGGCAACAGUGCUCGAGUGGUUUACAGUAUAUUGCAAGGACAACCUUACUUCUCUGUGGAGCCCAAAACAGGUGUUAUCAAGACUGCCCUUCCAAAUAUGGACAGAGAAGCCAAGGACCAGUACCUCUUAGUUAUCCAGGCAAAGGACAUGGUUGGGCAGAAUGGGGGAUUGUCAGGGACUACAUCUGUCACUGUCACCCUGACUGACGUUAAUGACAACCCACCCCGCUUUCCACGCAGAUCAUAUCAGUAUAAUGUUCCAGAGUCUUUACCAGUGGCUUCUGUGGUGGCCAGAAUAAAAGCUGCAGAUGCAGAUGUUGGACCUAAUGCUGAAAUGGAGUACAAGAUUGUGGAUGGUGAUGGUUUGGGAGUAUUUAAAAUUUCUGUUGACAAAGACACCCAGGAGGGAAUCAUAACUAUUCAGAAAGAGCUGGAUUUUGAAGCCAAGACAAGCUAUACCUUGAGGAUAGAAGCAGCCAAUAUGCAUGUUGACCCUCGUUUCCUGAGUCUGGGGCCCUUCAGUGAUAUGACAACAGUCAAGAUAAUUGUAGAAGAUGUCGAUGAGCCGCCUGUGUUCACUUCUCGUCUGUACUCCAUGGUGGUGUCUGAAGCAGCAAAGGUUGGCACGAUCAUCGGAACUGUAGCAGCCCAUGAUCCAGAUGCCUCAAAUAGUCCUGUCAGGUAUUCAAUAGAUCGAAACACAGACCUGGAAAGGUAUUUCAAUAUUGAUGCCAACAGUGGAGUCAUUACAACUGCCAAAUCUUUGGACAGGGAAACUAAUGCUGUUCAUAAUAUCACAGUUUUGGCCAUGGAAAGUCAGAAUCCAGCACAGAUUGGGAGAGGCUUUGUAGCCAUCACAAUCCUUGACAUUAAUGAUAAUGCCCCUGAAUUUGCCAUGGAGUAUGAGACAACUGUCUGUGAAAAUGCUCAGCCUGGUCAGGUGAUCCAAAAAAUUAGUGCAAUUGAUAAGGAUGACCCACCAAAUGGCCAUCAGUUCUACUUCAGUUUAACAGCAGAUGCAGCAAAUAACCACAAUUUUACAUUGCAGGACAACAAAGAUAAUACUGCGACAGUAUUAACCAAAAGAAAUGGGUUUCGAAGACAGGAACAGUCUGUUUUCUACUUGCCAAUAUUCAUAGUGGACAGUGGAUCACCUUCACUUAGUAGCACUAAUACUCUCACCAUCAGGGUCUGUGAUUGUGAUGCGGAUGGUAUUGCUCAGACAUGCAAUGCAGAAGCAUAUAUCUUGCCUGCAGGACUUAGCACUGGAGCCCUGAUAGCAAUAUUGGCUUGUGUCUUGACACUGCUAGUCUUUGUUCUAGUUCUUGUCUUGCUGAUUGUCACCAUGAGGCGACGGAAAAAAGAGCCCCUCAUUUUUGAUGAAGAGAGAGAUAUCAGAGAAAACAUUGUCAGGUAUGAUGAUGAGGGUGGUGGAGAAGAAGACACAGAGGCUUUUGACAUGGCUGCUUUGAGGAACCUCAACAUCAUGCGAGACACCAAGACCAGAAGGGACGUGACACCUGAGAUUCAGUUCUUGAGCAGACCAACUUUUAAAAGUAUCCCAGAUAAUGUCAUUUUUAGGGAAUUUAUCUGGGAAAGACUAAAAGAAGCUGACGUGGACCCCUGCGCGCCACCCUACGACUCCCUGCAGACGUACGCAUUUGAGGGGAACGGCUCGGUGGCAGAGUCUCUCAGUUCUUUAGAUUCCAUCAGCUCAAACUCUGACCAGAACUACGAUUACCUCAGUGACUGGGGCCCUCGUUUUAAAAGGCUUGCAGACAUGUAUGGGACCGGACCAGACUGCUUAUACUCCUAGCCUUGGAUCCUUUCUCUGAAAAUGCACUGAAGAAUAUUAAAACAGAAAACUCAGCCUAACAGACUGAGGAAAGUUGUAAAUAUUUCUCCAUUUUUAAAGUUUUAGGUUUUUAUGUUGGUUUGUUUUAUUUUUGUUUUUUUUCCUUGGUGGAACAUAUCUUCAUUAGACUUGUCCUAGGGACUGCACUGACCACACAGAAUAUGAGCAUUUAGUGGCAUUUUUGAUAAAAUGAAAUGCUCA
Messenger RNA from Cinclus cinclus, 2610 nucleotides. RefSeq names its product cadherin-7. Bases 1 to 2370 code for a protein of 789 amino acids. Gene Ontology annotation, molecular function: calcium ion binding; cadherin binding. Gene Ontology annotation, cellular component: adherens junction; catenin complex; plasma membrane. Gene Ontology annotation, biological process: calcium-dependent cell-cell adhesion; cell-cell junction assembly; multicellular organism development. The transcript is spliced from 11 exons. The record is from RefSeq and is a predicted model, not a curated record. NCBI's taxonomy places the organism in Eukaryota, Metazoa, Chordata, Aves, Passeriformes, Cinclidae.